This is a messenger RNA of Helianthus annuus (common sunflower), 732 nucleotides long. Its product is annotated as probable serine/threonine-protein kinase PBL28. Lineage: Eukaryota; Viridiplantae; Streptophyta; Magnoliopsida; Asterales; Asteraceae. The transcript has a single exon. Gene Ontology annotation, biological process: protein autophosphorylation. Gene Ontology annotation, cellular component: plasma membrane; plasmodesma. Gene Ontology annotation, molecular function: transmembrane receptor protein tyrosine kinase activity; ATP binding. The record is from RefSeq and is a predicted model, not a curated record. Bases 1 to 732 code for a protein of 243 amino acids.
AUGGUACUUGUCACCGAGAAAUUUUUUAAUCGUAACCUUUCGGAUUAUUUGGGAAAUGUCAAUGACAUGUAUAUAUUAACUUGGGAAAAACGUUUGAAAAUCUGCAUUGAUAUUGCACAGGCACUGAUUUAUCUCCACAAUGAGAUGGAAGACAAAAAAAUGAUAAUACACGGUAAUAUAAAGAGCCACAAAUUUGGGAUAGAUGAGAAUUGGGUGGCAAAGAUUGAAGACUUUGAGUUCGCCGUAUUCCUACCUCCAAAUCAAAAAGACGAAGCUAUGUGUGAAAGGGCAAGAUUUAAGUCAAAGUACUAUUUAGAUCCAGAAUAUGUGAAGACCGGUAAGCUAAACAGAGAGUCGGAUGUGUAUAGCUUUGGAGUAGUUUUGCUUGAAAUUCUAUGUGGAAAGUAUGCUGAUGACCAAAUUUUCCUUAAGAAGAGUGAGGAAGGGCUUGUUCAUGUUGCAAGAGGAAACUUUUGCAAUGGAACAAUAAAGGAGACGAUAGAUCCUAUACUAAAGGAAGAAACCCGUAAAAUGAGUUAUAUUUCAAAUAGAGGAGCCAACAAGGAUUCUUUGCACACAUUUCUAGAAGUUGCAAACCAAUGUGUGGCAAAGACUAAAGAUCAACGCCCAACUAUGACAGUUGUUCUCAAUGAACUUGAGAAAGCAUUCAUCUUUCAAGUAAGCUUGCCUUCUUUAUGUGUGUAUAUAACCAUAGGGUUCAUAUUAGCUUAA